Marmota monax (woodchuck) is the source of this 3753-nucleotide messenger RNA. It is a transcript of the gene Oxgr1, whose product is annotated as oxoglutarate receptor 1. Bases 290 to 1303 code for a protein of 337 amino acids. NCBI's taxonomy places the organism in Eukaryota, Metazoa, Chordata, Mammalia, Rodentia, Sciuridae. The record is from RefSeq and is a predicted model, not a curated record. Gene Ontology annotation, biological process: G protein-coupled receptor signaling pathway. Gene Ontology annotation, molecular function: G protein-coupled receptor activity. The transcript has 2 exons. Gene Ontology annotation, cellular component: plasma membrane.
UAGGUUAAGAAUUGCUGUUUCCACCCCUCUGGAAUCAACUUAGUACGGGAAUGAAAGUCUCUGCCUGGUGACGCAAAGCGACCUCAGCAGAUGAGCUUCCAAGGACUGGAGAAGUGAAGGAUGUGCACUCAGUGUGUUCCUCCUAGUCCAUUGGCAGCUUGGGAUAAGGGGAGAGAGCCAGCUGUGAAGGGCCAGCAGCAUGGGAAAUGCCCAGGCCAGUUACUCCUUACUUCAUUCAUGUUGCUAAAGUGAACCCUCUUGUUUCCUUGCAAGAUGAAAGGAGACAACCAUGAAUGAGCCACUGGAUGGUUUAGCAAACGCUUCUGAUUUCCCCGAUUAUGCAGCUGCUUUUGGAAAUUGCACUGAUGAAAAAAUCUCCCUCAAGAUGCACUACCUCCCUGUUAUCUAUGGCAUCAUCUUUCUCGUGGGCUUCCCGGGGAAUGCAGUAGCCAUCUCCACUUACAUUUUCAAAAUGCGGCCCUGGAGAAGCAGCACCAUCAUCAUGCUGAACCUGGCCUGCACUGACCUGCUGUACCUAACCAGCCUCCCUUUCCUCAUCCACUACUACGCCAGCGGGGAAAACUGGAUCUUUGGGGAGUUCAUGUGCAAGUUCAUCCGCUUCGGCUUCCAUUUCAACCUGUACAGCAGCAUCCUCUUGCUCACCUGUUUCAGCAUCUUCCGCUACAUCGUCAUCAUCCACCCAAUGAGCUGCUUUUCCAUCCACAAGACUCGGUGGACGGUGCUAGCCUGUGCGGUGGUGUGGAUCAUUUCGCUGGUGGCGGUCAUGCCCAUGACCUUCCUGAUUACAUCAACUAACAUGACCAAUCGAUCCACCUGUCUUGACCUCACCAGUUCAGAUGACCUCACCACAAUCAAAUGGUACAAUCUAAUUUUGACUGCCACCACCUUCUGCCUCCCCUUGGUGAUCGUGACACUUUGCUAUACGACAAUUAUCAACACCCUAACUCACGGACCUCAGACUCAGAGCUGCCUUAAACAGAAAGCGCGCAGGCUGACCAUACUGCUCCUGCUCGUAUUUUAUAUAUGUUUUUUACCAUUCCAUGUCUUGAGGGUCAUUCGGAUUGAAUCUCGCCUGCUUUCCAUCAGCUGCUCCAUCGAGAAUCAGAUCCACGAAGCUUACAUCGUUUGUAGACCCUUGGCUGCUCUGAACACAUUUGGUAACCUGUUACUCUACGUGGUGGUCAGCAACAACUUCCAGCAGGCCAUCUGCUCAAUAGUGAGGUGCAAAGAAAGUGGGGACCUUGAGCAAGCAAAGAAAGUCAGUUGUUCAAACAACCCUUGAGAUACUUCAUAUACUCAACCAAAAAUAAAAUCCUAUUGAUAAUUUACUUACACUUCUGAGAAGUCCAGAAUAUCUCCUUCAAUGAAUGCCCAGUCGAUACUGUGUAUUCAGGUAAUUAUGGCUAAAGUCAAGGGCUGGGCACUAGAGUUCUCUAUAAUCUGCUUGUUGGGAUCUUCCUGUAGGUAGAAAUAAGAGAUGUAUGCUCACCAGUAAAGAAAUCAAGCAGAAUUAUAGAUGACUGGUCUGAGAGGCAUCUCAGGGAAUCUCUCAUUCUAUCAGCUUGUUAGAUAUAUGUGGGAACUGAAGUUUAUAUGAGUUUCCUGGAUCUUAAAUUAGUGCCAAGUUAGGAAAACAAAACAAACAAUCUCUUUGCUCCCAGUUUCGUGUCCUUCAAACUUUGCUUUGAGAUCAUUGAACUGGGUCUGAUCACUGGGUUUGGUCAGUUCUAUAAAUUGAAGCAAGCCAACAAGAUUCAUUAUACAAGAUGUCAAUGCAAAUAGUACCUGCAAGAUAUUGAGGGUGCUAUAUCUUUAUUGUUGUAGAGCAUCAUAAAAGUUGUUAACUGAAUUUAUGAGACUGAUUAGCAUUUAUAAUUAUCAAUAUGACCUGGGGAAGGAGGUCACACAUUUGAGGAACAGAAGUACUUUCUAACAGCGUGCAUGCAUUGGGUGUUAAGUCAGAUCUAAUAAUGUUUUGAUUUCUAUGGGGAAACACUCCAGGAAAUAUUAAUUAUCUUUAAAUAUUUUGUUCUUUUGUGACUAUAAACAAAAUAUAUCAUUGAAACUGCUGAAUUUAUUCUUUGAAUUGUGUCUGUGUGUGCUCGAUUAUCAGUGAGCGGAAAUAUUUGAGAAAAUAUCUGGUGUAGAUAUUUAAAUCCCUAGUAGGUGUGUUGAUACAAUUAAUAAACUUACUUUAAUUAAUUGUAUAUCAUCUUCUGAGAAGUGUCUGUUCAGGUCCUUGGCCCAUUUAUCAAUUGGGUUAUUUGUUUUUUUUGGUGCUUAGCUUUUGGGUUCUUUAUAUACCCUAGAGAUAGUGCUCUAUCUGCUGUGUGAGGAAUAAAGAUUUGCUCCCAAAAUGUAGGCUCUCUGUUCACCUCACAGCUUGUUUCUUUUGCUGAGAAGAAACUUUUUAGUUUGAAUCCUUGAUUUUAAUUCUUGCACCAAAAGAGUCUUAUUAAGGAAGUUGGAGCCUAAUCCCACAUGAUGGAGAUUAGAGCAUGCUUUUUCUUCUAUUAGACACAGGAUCUCUGGUUUUAUUCCUAGGUCCAUGAUUCAAUUUGAGUUGAGUUUUUUGCAUGGUGAGAGAUAGGGUUUUAAUUUCAUUUUGAUGCAUAUGGAUUUCCUGUUUUCCCAGCACUGUUGGUUGAAGAGGCUAUCUUUUCUCCAAUGAAUGUUUUUGGCACCUUUGUCUAAUAUAAGAUAAUUGUAGUUUUGUGGGUUAGUCUUUGUGUCCUCUAUUCUGUACCAUUGGUCUAUCAGUCUGUUUGGGUGCCAAUAUCAUGCUGUUUUUGUUACUAUUGCUCUAUAAUAUAGUUUAAGGUCUGGUAUAGUGAAUCCACCUGCUUCACUCCUCCUGCUAAGGAUUACUUUAGCUAUUCUGGAUCUCUUAUUUUUCCAGAUGGAUUUCAUGAUUGCUUUUUCUAUUUCUAUGAGGAAUAUCAUUGGUAUUUUGAUUGGAAUUACAUUAAAUUUGUAUAGUGCUUUUGGUAGUAUGGUCAUUUUGAUAAUACUAAUUCUGCCUAUCCAAGAGCAAGGUCUUCUAAGGUCUUCUUUGAUUUCUUUUUUUAGGGUUCAGUAAUUUUUAUUAUAUAGAUCUUUCACCUCUUUUGUUAAGUUUAUUCCCAAGUAUUUUUUUGAGGCUAUUGUAAAUGGGGUAAUUACCCUUUCUGAGGAUUUGUCAUUGAUAUACAGAAAUGUAUUUGAUUUAUGGGUGUUGAUUUUAUAUCCUGCUACAUUGCUGUAUUCAUUUACUAGUUAUAAAAGUUUUCUGGUGGAACUUUUUGGGUCUUCUGGAUACAGAGUCAUAUUAUCAGCAAAUAGUGUCAAUUUGAGUUCUUCUUUUCCUAUGUGUAUCCCUUUAAUUUCUUUCACCUGUCCAAUUGCUCUGACCAGUUUUUCAAGAACUAUGUUAAAUAGAAGUGGUGAAAGAGGGCAUCCCUGUCUCGUUCCAGUUUUUAGAGGGAAUGCCUUCAAUUUUUCUCCAUUUAGAAUGAUGUUGGGCUGGGCUUAGCAUAGAUAGCCUUUAUGAUGUUGAGAUAUGUUCCUUUUAUUCCUAAUUUUUCUAGUGUUUGAACAUGAAAGGGUGCUGUAUUUUGUCAAAUGCUUUUUAUGCAUCUAUAUGAUUCUUAUCUUUAAAUCUAUUGAUGUGAUGAGUUACAUUUAUUGAUUUCUGUAUGUUGGACCAACUUGCAUCCCUGGGAUGAAUCCCACUUGAUCAAAGAUGAUAUACAA